AUGUCGAUGCCGUUUUUAUAUUGGUUCCUAUUGAUUCUAUUCAAUAUACUUCUACUCGCAAUCAAGGACGUUCGCAGUUCAUAUCAUGAAGAACAGUUGUUCAAAGAAUUGUUUCAAAACUACAAUCCGCUUAUUCGUCCUGUGCGAAAUGUCGAAGAAACCAUCACUGUGUCGUUUAGUAUAGCUUUAUUACAGUUAAUCAGUGUCGUAGAAAAAGAACAAGUACUUAAGACAAAUGUCUGGCUGCAAGUCAAAUGGAAAGAUUAUCAAAUGCAAUGGAAACGAGAAAAGUACGGUGGAAUCCAGUCAAUACGUGUUCCACCCAGUCAAGUUUGGACACCUGAUGUCGUUCUAUUCAAUAAUGCUGACGGUAAAUAUGAAGCAUCAUUCAAAUCGAAUGUUGUUGUCUACCACAAUGGUGAUAUGAAUUGGGUACCGCCAGCUAUCUAUAAAUCGAGUUGUUAUAUCGAUGUCAAAUUCUUUCCAUUUGAUAAGCAAACAUGUGAAUUACGUUUUGGCUCAUGGACAUACGAUCAACAACAGAUGAACUUUACCUACUAUACAGACAAUGAGAAGAAUGUAACAAUAAAAGAUUACGUCGUCAGUGGAUCAUGGGAUCUCCUUGAAGGUCCUAUGUUUAUCCAACAAUCAUCGCCGUUACCAUCGCCAGUCAAUGAUAGUGAUUUGACCGGCUCAUCCGUGGCAGUCACAGACGUGCGACUGAAGAAAGCAGAUGGUCGCGAUCGAGUCGAGUUCGUCUGUCGACUUGUAAUCAAACGUAAAACACUUUUCUAUACAGUCAACUUAAUCAUACCAACGGUGCUUAUUUCGUUCCUAUCUGUUUUUGUUUUCUACCUACCAACUGACGCAGGCGAAAAAAUGACAUUAUCCAUUUCGAUUUUACUCGCUUUAGUUGUGUUUUUAUUACUUAUAUCGAAAAUUCUACCCCCAACAUCGAUUGUUAUUCCGCUGAUAGCUAAAUAUCUUUUAUUUACAUUUAUAAUGAAUAUAAUAACAAUCUUUUUUACAGUUGUGAUUAUUAACUAUAACUAUCGAACGUCACGUACACAUAAAAUGCCUAACUGGAUUAAACGUCUUUGUAUUGAUAUUCUCCCGCCGAUUUUACGUAUGGAAAGACCGAAAAAGUAUGACAAAGAAGAUAAUAUUCAUGUGACAGAAGCCGAUCGUGCUAAACGUACAAUGUUAAAUUAUAUGCAAGCAUCACGUGCACUGUCAAUUGCUUCACCCGCCGCAAUCGAUAGUACAACUAUGAAUUCUAAUGAUACCAAUCCAACAAAUGAUUAUGAUCAACCAUUGGAACUAAAGAAACGUCACUCAUCGAAAAAGAAGCAUCAUCAUCAUCAUCAUCAUCAUCGACAUUCAUCGAAACGACAUCAACAACCUGUGAAUCAAUCAUCAACCACCGAUGAUGAGGAAGAACAAUUAACAACUGACGAGAUCGAUUUACUGCUAACAAAAGAAGCAUACGAAGCUGCUGAAGAUUUGAGUUUCAUUGCCAAUCACAUGCGCGCAGCUUGUCACUAUGAAGAGAUUCGUGAUGAUUGGAAAUAUAUUGCAUCUGUAAUCGAUCGGCUACAACUAUUUAUCUUUUUCGCUGUGACUGCUAUAGGUACAUUGAAGAUUCUAUUCAGCGCACCCGAACUUCUGAAAGUGGUCGAUCAAUGUGCUAUUUUGAAGAAAUGGGAUCCUACAUUUAAUAAUGCUACUUGUACGUUUUAG
Molecule: messenger RNA, 1740 nt
Organism: Adineta ricciae
Lineage: Eukaryota; Metazoa; Rotifera; Eurotatoria; Adinetida; Adinetidae
Source: the annotation of a GenBank genome assembly